Molecule: messenger RNA, 1499 nt
Organism: Schizophyllum commune H4-8
Lineage: Eukaryota; Fungi; Basidiomycota; Agaricomycetes; Agaricales; Schizophyllaceae
Exons: 5
Coding region: 129-1172 (347 amino acids)
Source: RefSeq, a predicted model, not a curated record
ACGCGUGCACAGUUUGAACAUCCGCCGCUUGGAUAUAAAAGCCCGCACGCGGUCCGACGUGACUCCCUGACUCUUCCUCCUCCCCUCAUCUCGUCGGAACCGUCUCCCCCUCGCAUUCGUCGCGGCACAUGGCUCGCAAAAAGUCGGCUGACCCUCCCCCUUCCCCCACCCGGAAAUCCCAACGCCUGGCCGCCGCCUUCAGGGCUGCCUCCUCAAGCCGUGCACCGUCUACGCCUAAAGUCAAGAACCGAGCGUACGAUGCUGUCAGGCGCGAGAACCGAGCCCGCGAAAUGCCACUUCGUAAAUCUGCGCGAAUCCGAAAUCUCCCCCCGGGUUCAGUCCCACCUCCCACGGGUUCGACGCCACCGCCACUCCCCUCCCGACGUCGCCAAGCAGCCCGCGAACCUGCCGUGGGAUACACUCCGCAGCGUGCGCCUGGAAUAGACCUCGACACGCCUCGAGGUAGGAUCCGCUGGGGUGACCCACGACCGACUGGGGCAAGCCUAGCCAAAGUUUCCCUCUCGGGCACAAAUUCUGCGCUGUCGGGGGUGAACGUUAGCAUGGGCAUUCCGAUCAUUCACCACGCUGAUAGGAAGAUCAAAUCUGAAAAGCUCAGGACAAUGGAGAUCACUUUCGGCGAGGAUCAGGGUAAACUCAACCUCGACACGCGAGGAAACUUGAUGCCGGUGGAACCUUCUGUCCAUGAGGCCUACGACAGGGGCCUUAUCGUUUUCUCCCCCACGCUCCCCGACCUGAUCAAAUUGUCCAACGCCCUCAUCAACAAGGAAGUGGACGGCUGGACCAAGCAGAGGCCUCCCUACAAGAACGCUCAGGGAUUCAUCCACCACGAAGACGUCUUUCCCCUAGACGGCACCGGAAGGGAAUACCACAUCCUCCCGACCGAGAAAUGGGAUCACGGAAGCCAUAUCUCGAUCAAGGCCGAUGGUGACAUUGAGGCUCAGCCAUACAAGAGCCCGUUCAAGGAAGGAGCGCCGCCUCUCCCCCUCGUAACAAUCCACUGCUCGCCCUACUUCGUCGUGUACAAGGCAUACCAGGCUAUGACCAAGAAGGGUGCCGUUCUUCCUCCGUACAUGUCAACAGAGGAGAGGCUCAUCCGCAAGAUCGGCGAGAUCCUGACCGGCAAGGUUGUUCCUCCACUUCCUAAGGCUUAAGCCCCUCGGCGAGUCUUCCUCAAGGCGAAUCUGCGGCUCCCUCUCUCCGUUCCGGCACUCGCUCAACCCCCCAACCUCAACCAACUCGGCGGUCCGCGCCAGGACCGCCGCCCCACUGUAUCAUAUCGACACUAGUACUGUAUAUUAGUCGGAUCGCCCGACGCCCUCCUUCGCAGCCAUCCCCUCCUUUGCACGCAUCACUCUCCUUAUCAAUGUACAUAGCCACUCAUUUAGCUGCAUGUAUCCUCAUCACCCACACUCGUUGUAUCUCCCACACUCACACUCGUUGUAUCCGUUUUCGCUCGCCAUUCACGAAUCUGAUGACCU